Molecule: messenger RNA, 1703 nt
Organism: Chroicocephalus ridibundus (black-headed gull)
Lineage: Eukaryota; Metazoa; Chordata; Aves; Charadriiformes; Laridae
Gene: AIP
Product: aryl hydrocarbon receptor interacting protein
Exons: 6
Coding region: 70-1062 (330 amino acids)
Molecular function (GO): protein binding; peptidyl-prolyl cis-trans isomerase activity
Source: RefSeq, a predicted model, not a curated record
CUCCGGAAAGAGCCGAUCGCCGGCGGAGGCAGCCGAAGGGCGGCGGGGCGGGGCGGGCCGCGGGGGACGAUGGCGCAGCAGGUCGAGCAGCUGCGGGCGGACGGCGUGCACAAGGAGGUGCUGCGGGAGGGCACCGGGCCGCUGCCCGACUUCCGCGACGGCACCAAGGCCACCUUCCACUACCGGACGCUGCGGUGCGGGGAUGAGGAGACGCCGCUGGACGACAGCCGGGCGCGGGGGAAGCCCAUGGAGCUGAUCGCCGGCAAGAAGUUCAAGCUGCCGGUGUGGGAGGCGGCCCUGCGCACCAUGCGGCCGGGCGAGCGGGCCCGCUUCCGCUGCGAGGCCAAGCACGUGGUGCUCUACCCGCUGGUGUCCAAGAGCCUGCGCAACAUCGCGGCGGGGAAGGACCCGCUGGAGGGGCAGCGGCACUGCUGCAGCAUCGCCCAGCUGCACGACCACUACUCCCUGGGCUACCCCGACCUCGACGAGCUCCAGAAGAACCCCCAGCCCCUCAUCUUCGACAUCGAAGUGCUCAAGGUGGAGGCACCCGGCUCCUACCAGCAGGACCCAUGGGCCAUGACGGACGAGGAGAAGCUACAGGCCGUACCCCUGAUCCACAAGGAAGGCAACGAGCUGUACCGGCAGGGCAAGGUGCAGGAGGCAGCUGCCAAAUACUACGAUGCCAUCGCCUGUCUCAAGAACCUGCAGAUGAAGGAGCAGCCUGGCUCUCCGGACUGGAUCGAGCUGGACCAGAAGAUCACCCCCCUGCUGUUAAAUUACUGCCAAUGCAAGCUGCAGUGUGAGGAGUACUAUGAGGUGCUGGAUCACUGCUCCUCCAUCCUCAACAAGUACGAGGACAACGUCAAGGCCUACUUCAAGCGGGGGAAGGCCCACGCGGCCGUGUGGAACGUGACGGAGGCACAGGCUGACUUCGCCAAAGUGCUGGCCCUCGACCCCUCGCUGCGCCCCGUCGUCUCCAAGGAGCUGCGGAGCCUGGAAGCCCGCCUGCGGGAGAAGGACGCUGAGGACAAGAUCCGCUUCAAGGGCAUCUUCUCCCAGUAGAGCCCGCGGCCGCAGCGGAGAGCCCGACGCUCUCGGAACAGGUUCUUUUUAGAUAUUCCACAUGUGGAAUGUUCAUUGAUGUUUAUUAAUGUUUAAUACAAAUUUUACUUAUUUGAAGUCAUUUGAAGUGGCCCCGGGAGCUCGCCACGGCCCCGUGACACGGCAGUGCACUUAAGUCGCAGUAUUACGCAGCGUAUAGCAAUCGCGGCAAUGUAAAGUGCAAUGUAAAGGUGAAGCUCCUUGCUGGGCUUCGGCUACGCUCAUUGUCACGCCGGGAAGGGACAUGUAGGGUGACACUGAGCUCAAGCCCGCUGCUUUCUGCCAAGUCCUUUUCUUUGUUUGAUGUUUUUAUACUUUACGUUGGGCUGAACCACCGCGCCUGGGGCUGGCCGAGCUGUUCACGGCCGCGGUGCCGAGCCUCGGCCCCGUCCUUUCCCCUUCCUGCCUGUACUCCGCGCCACGUCCUGCAUCGUCACUUCUCAAGGCCGCUGCUAUCGUCCCAAGCCGGUGUUUCCUCUAAACUACGUCACCGUGUCAGCGUCGUAAAUAUUUUAUAUAGACUAACUGCUCGUUAUUGCUAUCUGUAUAAAACUCUGGUCAUGUUAUGCCACGAUAAACAAAAGUAAAACUAGUCACAGGCA